Armigeres subalbatus is the source of this 1179-nucleotide messenger RNA. Its product is annotated as fas apoptotic inhibitory molecule 1. The coding region runs from base 315 to 1055 and encodes 246 amino acids. The record is from RefSeq and is a predicted model, not a curated record. Gene Ontology annotation, biological process: negative regulation of extrinsic apoptotic signaling pathway via death domain receptors; canonical NF-kappaB signal transduction; positive regulation of neurogenesis. The transcript has 4 exons. NCBI's taxonomy places the organism in Eukaryota, Metazoa, Arthropoda, Insecta, Diptera, Culicidae.
GCUUCGUGACCUAUAAAUCACCGCUGGGAACAGGUGCUGUAGCGUGCCUUAGUAUUAUCGAUACAGCUGUACAGGGUUUAUACAAACACUAAAGCAAAUCCAUAUAGUUUUUUGUGCGGCCCACCCGCCUUUCGGCAAAGUGAUAAUGACUUUGACGAGUGGCGCGAACCGACUCCCUUCGCCACUUCUUCGCCUUCGAUAGAUGUUCCACCCGGUUUGAGGAAGAUACAAAAAGUUACCGGAAUAUAGAGUCAUAAUUUGCGCCCCGCAUCGUCACACCCCUCGACUUCAAGGAGGUGGGCGGCCACACGCGAAUGAAUCACGGCAUACUUGGAUUGAGUAGAAACUUGGUACUUAGCAGCAGCAUGAAAACCGGAACUGAUGGUGCUAACCACCUUCAGAACAGCAACAACAACAACAACGACAACGGCAAUGGAAAUGGUUGUACGGCCAAGCAGAACGGCGUCGGAACGAAUCGGGAAGUGGUGGCCAGGUGGCGGGUACCGUUGUAUGGGAAAAUCUACGAGAUUGAGUUCGAGCAUGGGACGGCCAGCGGGAAACGGGUGCUGUGGAUUGAUAAGCAGGAAAUUUUCCGACGGGAUUGGAUGUUCAAGCUGGUGGGCGAGGACAUGUUCAAGCUGGAUGAUAAACGGUGCAUUAUAAGGGUCGACCCGCUGCCAGGUUUCAAGUACUGCUACUCGCUCUUCGUCGACGGCAAGUCCUACAAACAGUUCACCGAAUCGCAAGCCAAAGCACUCAAAACGUGGGAAAUCAAUCUGAAGGAUAAUUUCUACCGGAUUGUACUGGAAAAAAAUACUCUCAACAUCUACGUCAACGGAAAACUGAUUGAGGAAACCGGUGAAUUCGUAGAUGGCGGCACCGAAACGACAUUCAUCGAGGACGGCAACCGGUUCGUGCUGAGUGCACGAACCAGCGGAAACAAACGGGAAGGGAUUGUGCAUUCACUGGCGGUGAACGGUGUAUCCGCUGACGGUGAUACGGCGGCGAACGAUACUGCGAAAAGCGAAAACGAUGAUGCUGGGGAUGCUCAAUAAUAGAUUUUGAAAUGUGGUUUUAUUGAAAUUACGUGGUGAAAAGUGCAAUUAGUACCUAAUUAUAAAGUGUUGAACUUAAUACAUUUAUUUAAGGCAACUUCUACAAAUAAACAAAUAAAUCCUA